Trichosurus vulpecula (common brushtail) is the source of this 2428-nucleotide messenger RNA. RefSeq names its product zinc finger protein 271-like. The transcript has a single exon. The record is from RefSeq and is a predicted model, not a curated record. The coding region runs from base 134 to 1771 and encodes 545 amino acids. Gene Ontology annotation, biological process: regulation of transcription by RNA polymerase II. Gene Ontology annotation, molecular function: RNA polymerase II cis-regulatory region sequence-specific DNA binding; DNA-binding transcription factor activity, RNA polymerase II-specific. NCBI's taxonomy places the organism in Eukaryota, Metazoa, Chordata, Mammalia, Diprotodontia, Phalangeridae.
AAAGGAUUUCCCUGCAGAACAUGAGUUUGGAGAAUAUUUUAAACCUGAGAGGACCUUAAACAUUUAUCAGAGAAACUCCACAGCAGUGAUUUUGAGGAAAUGCUCUUCCCUCGAAAAAGAUUUCAGUAAAGCCAUGAUGACUCACAAGAAAACCACUAUAGAGGACAUCACCAAAAAAUCUAAUGAAUUUGGGGCAGAAUCAACACUCAUUGUACAUCAUAAAGGAAUAGCAAGAGAAAAAGUCCAUGAAUGUGAUAAUUGUGGCAAAAACUUUGAGCAGAAUUCAGACUUUGUUCUACACCAGAGAAUUCACACUGGAGAGAAAUCUCAUAAAUGUAAUGAAUGUGGAAAAAUUUUCAGUCGAAGCUCAAACUUGAGAGAACAUCAAAAAAUUCAUACUGGAGAAAAACCAUAUAAAUGUAAUAAAUGUUCAAAAGCGUUCAUUUGUAGUUCCCGGCUUAUUCAGCACCAGUUAAUUCACACUGGAGAAAAACCUUAUAGAUGUGAUGAAUGUGGUAAAGCUUUCAGUCUGAACUCACAACUUAAUAGACAUCAGAAAACUCAUACUGGAGAUAAGCCAUUUGAAUGUAAUGAAUGUCAGAAAACAUUUAGUCAGAGAUCACACCUUAUUCAACAUCAAAGAAUUCAUACUGGAGAAAAACCUUAUGGAUGUGAUAAAUGUGGAAAAGCCUUUAGUCAGAAUUCUCAACUUGUAUUACAUCAAAGGAUUCAUACAGGAGAGAGGCCUCAUGCGUGUAAUGAAUGUGGAAAAACUUUCAAUCAAAGAUCACUACUUAUUAGACAUCAAAGAAUUCACACUGGAGAGAGACCCUAUAAAUGUAAUGAAUGUGGAGAAACCUUUAUUCAGAACUCACACCUUAUUCUACACCAGAGAAUUCACACUGGAGAAAGACCCUACAAAUGUAAGGAAUGUGGGAAAUCAUUCAGUCAAAGUUCAACUCUUGAUCAACAUCAGAUAGUUCAUACUGGAGUAAAACCAUACAAAUGUAAUGAGUGUGGGAAAGCCUUCAGUUGGAGCUCACGUCUUAUUCAACAUCAGUUAAUACACACUGGAGAGAAACCAUAUAAAUGUAACAAAUGUUCAAAAGCUUUCAGUUGCAGCUCAGGCCUUAUCUUACAUCAGAGAACUCAUACUGGAGAGAAACCCUAUAAAUGUAACGAGUGUGGUAAAGGCUUCAUUCAGAGUUCACAGCUUAUUCAGCAUCAAAGAAUUCAUACUGGAGAAAAACCUUAUGGGUGUGAUGAAUGUGGCAAAGCCUUUGGUCAGAGCUCACAGCUUAUUCAACAUCAAAGAAUUCAUACUGGAGAAAAACCUUAUGGGUGUGAUGAAUGUGGGAAAGCCUUUAGUCAAAGUUCACAACUUACUCUACAUCAGAGAAUUCAUACCGGAGAAAAGCCUCAUAAAUGUACUGAAUGUGGAAAAGCUUUUUGUCAGAGCUCACAACUUAGACUACACCAGAGAAUUCAUACUGGAGAGAAACCCCACAAAUGUACUGAAUGUGGGAAAGCCUUUACUCAAAGUUCACUUCUUAUCAGGCACCAGAGAGUUCACACUGGUGAGAAACCUUAUGAAUGCCAUGAAUGUGGGAAAGCUUUCAGUCAGAGUUCAACUCUUGUUCAGCAUCAGAUCAUUCAUACUGGAGUGAAACUUUUUAAAUGUAAUCAAUGUGGGAAAGCUUUUAGUAGGAGUUCUUACCUUAUUCUACAUCAGAGAACUCAUAGUGAUGAGAAAUCUAGCCAAAGUAAUUAAUAUGAAAACUUCAUGAUACUUUAAGCCAUAUAAAGUUGCUGGGAAAGAAAUUGAAUGAAUGUGAUACGUAUAGGAAAACCUCAGAUUGGAAUUCACACCUUAAACUACAUUAGAGAACCAAUAUGCAAGAAAAACUCUAUAAAUGUAAUGCAUGCCAACAAGCCUGCACUUGUAGUACCCUUCAUUUAAAUUAUAUCGGAGUAGUCUACUGACAAAAAAAAAUCAACGAGAAUGUUGGAAUGACUUUAACAAUACCUCAUUUUUAGAUCUCACAGCUUUUCAGAGGUGGCAGAUCCUCAGAAGUCAUUUGGUCUCAACCUGUAAAUGAAAAGGAAUCCUCCCACACUGUCCUUGUCAAAUGGUCAUCCAAUCUCAGCUUGAAGAUCUCCAAUGAUAUGGAUUUUUCUACCUCCUGAGGCAGUUAUUACCCUUUUAGACAACAUUUUAUUAAGAAAUUUUUCCUUACGUUGUGCCGAAAUCUGCCUAUUUGCAACUUUAAGCCAUUGCUCUUAGUUCUGCUCUGGUGACAACAAAAUUUGGUCUCUUUUCCUCAUUUUAGCUCUUGGUGAUACUUAAAAGUCAGCUAUCAUGCCUUCCUCGAAGUUUUAUUUUCCCCAGAGCAGUGGUUCUCAAACUGUGGUCCAGGACCUCUUUUUA